AUGUUCUCGUCAUCAGUCCGCCGUGUGGCCAGAGCAGCCCCCUCAGUACCUAUUACUCCUUCGCUCUCGGGCGCCACUCCUCGAACUAUCGCACUCUCAUACCGCUCUCACCAAAGACGACUCUCUUCCUCAAAACCUUCCAGUCCUGCGGAUGGGUCGACGCCGCCUGCGGCACGAGUGAGCAAGAAGAAGGCCAGGGAGGUGGCUGCCAAUGCCACCGUGAAGGGCAGAGAUGCUUCUUUGCUCCAUCUGCCCAGUGUGCCCAGCACCCAACAUGUACCAGAAAUGCAGAUCUAUGCAUCCUCCUUCUUCUCCCUCCACCGACCUAUAUCUCUUACCAAGAGCUUUCCCCAAACUGUAACAGACGAUACCUUCGCCGCAAUCUUCACCCCUCGAAUACGAGUGAACAAACCCUCGGAGGUCAUCUCGACAUUGACGAAUACGGUGAAAAACCUUGAUUCGAUAACGGGGAAGAAAGGAGCAGGGAGGACGCAACAAGUCUGGAACGAGGAGAGAGAUGAUAUGCGAGCCGCAAUCACCGAAGAGUCAUACAGACAAGCAGUCCAUCUCGACACAUUGCCCGAAAAUGCUGCCGAGUUCACAAAGCAGCUCAUGUCCAGUGGAAGCAGAUAUAAGCCAUUCAACCCUCCGCCUCCUCCAGAGCCAAUGAAUUCCGCCGAGUCAUUAGCAGCAGGCGCAGAAGCCGCAGAAGCACUGGAGCCUCAACAUAGAACAUACACGGCUGUUCUCACCAUCGAGGAAUCUACAGACGAGAAUGGGGAGGUUACAUACAGCGCUCACUCCUCUCCGUUAAUCGAAGAAGCUCCUAGAGCCGGACCGACAAAAUUCCUUGAACGAAUGCAGAUCCGCCAAGAGCGAUACCGCGACCGCGAGCAACGAAGAGGGGGAAACGACAUGCUAGCUAUCUCCGUAAAGAGACAGCGGAAGCUCAAGAUGAAGAAGCAUAAGUACAAGAAGCUUAUGCGACGGACGAGAAACUUGAGGAGGAGAUUGGAUCGUAAUUAG
Mollisia scopiformis is the source of this 1026-nucleotide messenger RNA. RefSeq lists its product as uncharacterized. The transcript has 2 exons. NCBI's taxonomy places the organism in Eukaryota, Fungi, Ascomycota, Leotiomycetes, Helotiales, Mollisiaceae. Gene Ontology annotation, biological process: mRNA processing. Gene Ontology annotation, cellular component: mitochondrion. The record is from RefSeq and is a predicted model, not a curated record. The coding region runs from base 1 to 1026 and encodes 341 amino acids.